AGGUGAUGACAGAUGGUAUGUGUGAGGGUGGCUUCCGUGUAUAUGGUUUACUAAGGCAACAAACAUGUUUUUGUCAAAUAUAUUUUGAAUUGUUUAUUGUAGUUAAAGUAUAUCUGAGAGUUUUAAAGUAGCUGGAAUUUUAUCAGUUUUUAUCGGACAGGGUCCAUUUUAAAGUGAUGGUCUAACAGCUAGUACAUCCUCCUGCACUCCGGAUUAAAAAAGAAAAUGAAAGAUGAAAUUGCUGCCACAGUCUUUUUCAUCACAAGGCUGGUGAAGAAGCAAGACAAACUGAGCAAGCUCAAAACUGAGAAAUUUGCAGCUAAGCUGACAACAAUACUGUUUGAAAAGUAUAAGAACCACUGGUACCUAGACAACCCAUCUAGGGGACAAGCCUUCAGGUGUAUACGGAUAAACAAACAUCAGACAAGAGAUCCUGUACUGGAACAAGCUUGUUAUGACAGUAAUGUGGAUUUUGAUAACCUUGGCUUGCCAAGAGAGAUCACCAUAUGGGUUGAUCCAUUUGACGUGUGCUGCAGGUAUGGUGAAAAGAAUCUGCCUUUCACGGUGGUUCACUUUGAAGGUUCUGAAGACGACCGAGAACUCUCUCAACGCAUCAGCCAUGCUGUUGAUAAAGCAACCUCAGAUUAUCAUUCUGGCACCUCCUCAGAUGAGGAGGGCUAUACCAAGGAAGCUAAAGCUAUCCCUACGGUCAGCAACCCAAACAGUGUCUAUCAGUUCAGUGACUACUGCAAGCUGCCCAUUCAGCCGUGGUCUCGGUAUCCUCACAAGAAGAGCUACACAACCAAUGGACUUCAUCAGGCAAGUGUUUACUAUCCCCAGCACAAGGGCUUCAAAUGCUACUGGCCAACAGCUGCUUUUUCUGGACCUCGUAUGGAUCGAUAUCACUGGGUGAAUACCAACCGAUAGAGCAGUGCCUGCACCGCUCUAACCUGGCUCUUACGGGUCAGUAAAAUACUGGACUCUGUGGUAGGAAGCUUGAUGUUUCCACAAAAACACACUUAAUUCUGCCUUCUCCUGUCUGUUUUAUUUCUCUUUCCCUAAUUUUAUGUACCUGAAAUUUAAAGAUUUUAUUAAACUUUUAAUGUAUUUUUAUAUUGCUCUGAUAAGAGACACUGAAAACUAGUAAUUCUAUUUGUAACUUGAAAAGGAAACAUGGAGAUUAAUAAAUUUAGUUGUGGUUUUU
Messenger RNA from Chelonia mydas (Green sea turtle), 1204 nucleotides. It is a transcript of the gene BTG4, whose product is annotated as BTG anti-proliferation factor 4. The record is from RefSeq and is a predicted model, not a curated record. The transcript has 5 exons. Bases 226 to 927 code for a protein of 233 amino acids. Gene Ontology annotation, biological process: negative regulation of cell population proliferation; negative regulation of mitotic cell cycle. Gene Ontology annotation, cellular component: nucleus; cytoplasm. NCBI's taxonomy places the organism in Eukaryota, Metazoa, Chordata, Testudines, Cheloniidae.